AUGGCGUCCUCACGUUGGUGGCUUUUUGUCCAAGCCAUUUUCUGGCGCUUCCUAAUGCGUAUUGGCAUGUUCAUUCACGACAUCACUCCUCCGCGACCUCCGCGACCGUCCUUUGUCCGAUCCAUCCCUGCCGACUCCGGCCAAAUCCACCUGUACUUCUACACGCCACCCGACUACACCACCAGUCGCAAAGAGGGUCGUCGUUUGCCCGUGGUGGUCAACUUCCAUGGCGGAGGCUUCACCCUAGGCUGCCCGACCGACGAUAGUCGCUGGGCGAAGUGUGUGCUCGGGGAGGUCGGCGCCGUCGUCGUCAGCGUCGGGUACCGUCGCGCCCCGGAACACCCGUUUCCCGCCGCCGUCGACGAUGGCGUCCGAGCUUUGCAGUAUCUGGCUGCUCACGCUGUCGAUCUGGGUCUAGACGUCUCCCGCAUCUCCAUCUCUGGCUUCUCCGCCGGCGGCAACCUCGCCAUCACCGUUCCCCUCCGCCUGCGCACCCUUAUCAAUGAGCAGCGCGACCGGUACCGCGACCGUAACAGUCCCCCCAGCUAUUCGGGCCCCUACGACUCCACCCAGGAGCUUGUGUCGGCUGCCUCGACCAGCGAUCUCAAUAUCGUCUCCAUAUUCUGCUGGUACCCCAUCCUCGACUUUGAGGAGUCGCGCGACCACCGGCGCGCCAUGAGUCUCAUGCCCAGUAAGACCCUCCCAGCCUUCUUCACCAACCUCUUCGACGAAUCCUAUCUGCCGGAGCGCGAGGAGCGUGUCUCACCCUAUGCGUCACCUGUACACGCCACGGAUGAGGUCCUCGCCGACGCCCUUCCGCACGAUAUCUUCUUCUAUAUCUGUGAAUGGGAUAUGCUUCUCAAGGAGGGCCAAGUAUUUGUGCGUCGUCUGCAGAACAUCAACAAACAUGUGCGCGCCAUGAUGAUCGAAAAGGAGCCCCAUGCGUGGGAUAAAUCGCCCAAUCCGUUCCGAGACCAGGACAAGGUCGAUAUCCUAUACCGCGAUGCGUGCGCCGACAUGAAGCAUAUCUUCAACGCGUAG
Aspergillus sclerotioniger CBS 115572 is the source of this 1041-nucleotide messenger RNA. Its product is annotated as lipase. Gene Ontology annotation, molecular function: hydrolase activity. Bases 1 to 1041 code for a protein of 346 amino acids. The record is from RefSeq and is a predicted model, not a curated record. The transcript has a single exon. Lineage: Eukaryota; Fungi; Ascomycota; Eurotiomycetes; Eurotiales; Aspergillaceae.